Messenger RNA from Polyodon spathula (Mississippi paddlefish), 3233 nucleotides. Its product is annotated as UBX domain-containing protein 7-like. Bases 23 to 1546 code for a protein of 507 amino acids. Gene Ontology annotation, biological process: proteasome-mediated ubiquitin-dependent protein catabolic process. The transcript is spliced from 11 exons. Gene Ontology annotation, molecular function: ubiquitin binding. NCBI's taxonomy places the organism in Eukaryota, Metazoa, Chordata, Actinopteri, Acipenseriformes, Polyodontidae. The record is from RefSeq and is a predicted model, not a curated record. Gene Ontology annotation, cellular component: nucleus.
UGGUGUUGUCGGCGGCGGUAAGAUGGCGGCGGUAGGAGAUGUAUCAGCUCCGGGACUGAAUGAGUUAAUACAGCAGUUUACAGCCAUAACUGGGGCCACCGAGAGUGUGGGCCAACACAUGUUGGAAGCAUGUAAUAACAACCUAGAGAUGGCAGUCACCAUGUUCCUGGAUGGAGGUGGCAUUGCAGAGGAGCCCAGUACCAGCUCUGCCGGGACUUCAACCAGCAGAGCACCCCCACAUGCAGAUGAUGAUGUGCGAGCGCCUAUUCCACAGAAGCAGGAUAUUUUGGUGGAACCGGAACCAUUGUUUGGUGCUCCCAAGCGGCGGAGGCCUGCGAGAUCCAUAUUUGAUGGCUUUCGGGAUUUCCAGACGGAAACAAUUCGUCAGGAGCAGGAACUUCGGAAUGGCAGUGCGGUUGAUAAGAAGCUCAGCACUCUGGCAGACCUCUUCAGACCACCCAUAGACCUCAUGCAUAAGGGCAGCUUUGAAACAGCAAAAGAGUGUGGUCAGAUGGAGAACAAGUGGCUGAUGAUAAACAUCCAGAACGUGCAGGAUUUUGCAUGCCAGUGCUUGAAUCGGGAUGUGUGGAGUAAUGAUGCUGUCAAAGCCAUCGUUCGGGAACACUUUAUCUUCUGGCAGGUAUACCACGACAGUGAAGAGGGACAGAGAUACAUACAGUUCUACAAACUGAAUGAAUUUCCUUAUAUCUCCAUUCUUGACCCAAGGACAGGCCAGAAGCUGGUGGAGCUGCACCAGCUGGAUGUGAAUUCCUUCUUGGAGCAGCUGACAGGCUUCCUGACUGAGCAUGGUCAGCUUGAUGGACUCUCCAGCAGCCCGCCCAAGAAGAGAAUGUGCUCAGAGAGCCUCAUAGACGCCAGUGAGGACAGUCAGCUGGAAGCUGCAAUCCGCGCUUCUCUGCAGGAAACGCAUUAUGAGUCCAACGAGCCGAAGAUUGACUAUCACUCGGAGGAGGAGUCAGAGGCAGAGCCGUUUUCAGACAGUGAGGGGUUAAUCUCCGUGGACGGCUCAGACGAUGAGGUGGUGGUGGAACAACCCCAACCCCAGCCUCAGCCUCCAUCCCAGCGGCAGGAUAGCCCCCCCAAAUCAAAGAAAUCCCCCCACAAGGAAUCCAGCCACAGGAAAGAGGAAAGUAAAAAGAACCAUUUGGAGUUUCCUGCAAGGACUGAGGCACCUAAAGACACUGGUGCAGGUAACAACCACCACGCAGAGCCAGUAGGGAACUCUGGGGUAUCAGAGACACAGGAGGAGGAGCCAUGCUCUCCGGAGCUGCUGGAUGAUAACGGACCAAAGGCAAGACUGAUGCUGCGAUACCCAGAUGGACAGAGGGAGCAGAUCUCUCUGCCAACACACAGCAAGCUCUUGGCUUUGGUGAAGCACGUACAGUCCAAGGGGUACCCUAACGAACGCUUUGAACUUGUAACCAACUUCCCCAGACGAAAGCUUUCUCACUUGGACUAUGACAUUACGUUACAAGAUGCUGGUCUUUGCCCUCAAGAGACUGUCUUUGUACAGGAAAGGAAUUAAUGAAUGCUGGGGGUAGCUUCCCCAAGGCACCACAAGCAGCCAGAUCUAGCAGAAAACAGGAGACUGUACUGCUCAGCCUGUACUCUGCACUUUCUUCCCUUAACCUCCAGUUUUCUGUCCUUAAAAACAAGAAGAAACCCAGAAUGCAGUGACUAGCUUCAGGGGAGCUCAAUAUUCAACUGGCAAUUACAUGAAUGACUAACCAGAUUUCUACAAUUUAUACAAAUUAUGAGUCCUUGGCGUGUCUACAGACCAGAGAGAAGAGUACUUGUUAGGUUUUGUUAAGCAGUCUGUGCUUUAUUACCAAUUAGAUAGAUUGUCUAGGUAUGGUGUUUGUUUUUUUUUUUUUUUGUUUUUUUUUUAAAGUAUAAACUGAUGGUAAAAUUUAUUAUAAUCUCAAAGUUACACAGGACAAAUCUGCUCCUUCAGAAGUGCUUAGCAGAUUCCCAAAAGUUGUCAGAGAAUGAAGGCAGUAGAUCAGUGGUUGUCUUGGUGGUAUUACUGUACAGUAUACAGUCAAUGGCACCACGUUUGUGAGGAGGUCUUUGGACGCUCUGCAGUCUGACAUAUGUAAAGGCCUCUCAUUUCUUGUCUCUUUGGAUCUUGAAUUCUGCUUUAUAACAUUGUCUGCUGGUGUAAGUAAGAUUUGUGCUUGUAAAUCAUGUUGGGUAAGGCCUAUGGAAAGUGCUUGCAGUUCAGACUUCAAGAAGUGCAAUGAAGCUAACACUAUCAAGCCAUGCAGGAUUACGUACAUAAAGCCUACGUGCUAAGGUGAACAAAAGGUAAUUUUUUUCUGUUUUUAAGAUGGUUUUGUUACAUUAUGGUUGAAGUUAUUGUUGCUGUUUUUUGUUUCUAUAACUUCUACUAUCUAGCAAUACCACCUUCAGUGUCUCUGCUAUGACUGCUGUCGCUACUGUUUAAGUGUACCAAUAGCAAAUGUGUCAUUUUGUUUCCGAUUCUCAUGGUUGACUCCCUGUUUUGAUUGGCUCAACAGAAUGGCUUGCAUUAGAAUGUUUCAAGUGACACACCAGAAAUAACUGCACUCUCUCUAAUAGCGAAUAUGCUAUAAUAAGGAUAACCAGGUUUUUUUGUUAAUGAAUACUGUUUUUUUUUUUGUUUGUUUGUUUUUUGAAGUCUCAACAAGUUUAACAUAAUCACCAAAGGGAAUUGUUAAAGAUCCUAGAUAUAUUUGUUUUAGUGUUCUUUGCACUCCAUAUAUGUAACAUUUGGUGGCCUUUUGCUACAGAAUGUCUCAACCUUCAUUUGGAAACUUGUUUUUUGUUUUUAUAAUGCACCCCUGCUUCUUUUCCCAUUAUCUACAGUUUGUAGGUAUGGGAAAAAUACCAGUCCUUCUAUACUUUUUAAUAAUUGGAGAUGUGUUACAUGUUUACUUUUACUAAUGGUCCAAAACAUUUUUUCUUUUUAAUUCAGCAAUAUCUAAUAGUAGGUCUUUUGCACUGAGAGACUUCUGACCUCUUCCUCCUCUGUUUGCCCUUUAUUUUCUCAGUUAAUUCUGGCUUUCUGUUCCAUUUUCUAAUUGGAAUUAGCAGCUGUGGCUUUAAUCAGCAAUAGUGAACCCACUGACUUUUUCUCAACAAGAACAAGCUUCAGAGCAAUAACUCUGCUAGUGUUUUUUUUAACUGAAGACAUAGUUUACAGAAGCUAAGUAUAUACAUUAACAUACUAA